UUCCUUCCUUCCCUCCACAUCUAUAUCCGAACCAAAUUCCCUCCUUUCCUUCCUUUCCUGCUUUGCCAAACCUUCCCUCGUUUUCUGUUCUCCUCUUUCUCCCGCUUUUUUUCUUUUCUCUUUCUAAACUCAACUUCUCAAUAAUCACUUUAAUCAGAUCUCAAAACUCUCUUCCAAAAUUCCCAACCAACCUUUCCUUUUCUCUUUUCAUUAAUCAAAAUUUUCCCUCCAAUUUUAUUUUUUUUAUUUCUUUCCCAAUUUCUUAUUUUCCGAAACCCUUUCGAUCCCUUUUCUUUCCCUCCAAGAUUCGAUCUUCGGUUCGGCUCACUCCCAUGUCCGGCGCGCAGGCUUCGAACCCCUCGGCUCAGCCGUCUGAGCAGAUCCGGCAACCGUUAAAGCCUCAUCAGCUUCCUUUUUCGUCUAUGAAGCCGCCUUUUUCAGUUCCCGCCGAUUAUCACCGGUUCGGUCCUGAGACUCACCGACUCACUGAUCAUGAAGCUGAGGGUAUCGUUGUUAAGCCUCUGUUGAAGAGGAAAGUUGAUAUCGUUGAUUAUGAAGUUGAAUCUAGUGAUAGAGCAGGUCCUAGAUUUGAAGUAGUUAAUAGCUCUUUGCAGACUCCUGUAUCAGUAAAAGCUGGAAAAGCUACUAAAACAUCAAGGCUUACAAAGUGCAGUAAAGCUAGACCUCAAACCCCUAUUUCAAAUGUCGGUUCUCCUUCUGGCCCUAAUCUUACCCCAGCUGGUCCUUGUCGUUAUGACAGCUCUCUAGGUCUCUUGACUAAGAAGUUCAUCAAUUUAAUCAAGCAUGCGGAAGAUGGUAUCCUUGAUCUGAAUAAAGCUGCUGAUACUUUAGAGGUCCAAAAGAGACGAAUAUAUGACAUAACAAAUGUCCUUGAAGGAAUCGGUCUUAUAGAGAAGAAGCUUAAAAAUAGAAUUCAGUGGAAGGGACUUGAUAUCUCAAGGCCCGGGGAUGCUGAUGACAAUUAUGCUAGCUUACAGGCAGAAGUUGAGAAAUUAUCUGUUGAAGAGCGCACAGUAGACGAGCAAAUAAGGGAAAUGGAAGAAAGAUUAAGAGACCUGAGUGAAGAUGAAAAUAACCAGAAGUGGCUGUUUGUCACUGAAGAUGAUAUCAAGGGUUUACCCUGCUUCCAGAAUGAAACCUUAAUAGCAAUCAAGGCUCCACAUGGUACCACUCUGGAAGUUCCAGAUCCUGAUGAGGAUGUGGAUUAUCGCCAGAGGAGAUAUAGGGUAGUCCUAAGGAGCACAAUGGGCCCAAUAGAUGUUUACCUAGUUAGUCAAUUUGAAGAAAAGUUCGAGGAGAUUGAUGGGGUUCAGGUCCCUGCGAACAUUCCAUCGUGUUCUGGAGUUAAUGAGAACCCAGCAACAAUGGAUAUGGCUGAUGGAGGCAAGGAUGAUAGCACCAAAUUGCAGAGACAACAUGAUCACGAAACUUGUGUUGAUCCUAAUGCCCCACAGGAUUCUGUGAGUGGGAUCAUGAAGAUUGUUCCCUCAGAUGUUGAUAGUGAGGCAGACUACUGGCUUUUAACAGAUGCUGCUGAUGUUAGCAUCACAGACAUGUGGAACACAGAACCUUCAGUGGAAUGGAAUGACUUUGUGCUACCUGAAGACUAUCCCGCUGUUACUGUUGGCACGCCAAAGCCUCAGACACUGCCUUCUAAUCCAACAGAAGUGCCUUCUACUGUGAAUAAUACAGGCAGAUGAAUGAACCCGUGAAAGAAAAUGUGUUCGAUAAAAUCCAUUAAGGAGAGAGCCUUUGAUCCCCAACUAAGCCCCUUUUGCACACGCUUGUGACUCGACGGUUGGAUGGAAGGUCAUCCCAUGUCUCUGGAAACUUGAGAACAGAAAGAAAAUACUAAGAUAGAGGCAAUUGACUCGUAUUGUACAGUUGAGAAAUAUACAGAAUCCAUGUAUCUACUAUUAGCAAAUAAGAAAAAUUGUAAUUUAUUGUCGAAACAGUGUAUAUAUUUAAUUAACCCAACUAACAUUUAGUAUGGAGAAAUGUGGUUAGUAGUGAUCUUUUUAACAAUCAACAAACAUGCAUUAUUAUUUUAAUCCCUCUUUCAUUC
Molecule: messenger RNA, 2086 nt
Organism: Cannabis sativa
Lineage: Eukaryota; Viridiplantae; Streptophyta; Magnoliopsida; Rosales; Cannabaceae
Product: transcription factor E2FB
Exons: 14
Coding region: 333-1721 (462 amino acids)
Biological process (GO): regulation of transcription by RNA polymerase II
Cellular component (GO): RNA polymerase II transcription regulator complex
Molecular function (GO): DNA-binding transcription factor activity, RNA polymerase II-specific; RNA polymerase II cis-regulatory region sequence-specific DNA binding; protein dimerization activity
Source: RefSeq, a predicted model, not a curated record